UGGUCUGGCAGUGGGUGACUCGGUGACUGCGGCGACCGCAAUUUGGGCAACAUGGGCGACGUGUUGGGAUUUAGUGCGAGCGGACUCUGAGGAGCGUCGGGAACAUGGCGGAGAGUAGCCAGUGGGAACUUUGGCUCGGCAGCAGAGAGGAUCCACGUUGGCAGGGAGCUGUACGCCGGGACGGAGAAGUCUGGAAUGACAAAGAAACUGACAGCUAAGCUAAUUACCAAAAUGUUGGAGUGGGUGGAGAUCAUCGAGCCGCGUACGCGGGAGCGCAUGUACGCCAAUCUGCUGACGGGUGAGUGCGUGUGGGACCCUCCUCAGGGCGUUCGCAUCAAGCGGACCGGUGAAAACCAGUGGUGGGAGCUGUUCGACCCCAACACCUCGCGCUUCUACUAUUACAACGCCUCCACACAGCGCACAGUGUGGCACCGGCCCCAGGCCUGCGACAUCAUCCCCCUGGCCAAGCUGCAGACCUUGAAGCAGCACACUGACGUGACCAACCCCCGUCCCGCGGGGGGAGGAGGGAGAGCAUCAGCUGACAACAGCCCGGGACGGAACAGCGGGGUCAGCCGAGAGGGGAGCACGUCCUCCUCCCUGGACCAGGAGCUGUCUGAAAAACAGGGCAACAGAGAGGAGGCAGACAGGACUUCCCCCUUCAGGUGGAACACUGGUACAAAGGAGCGAAUGCUGAUCAAGGUGACCGACAGAGAGCCCAGUUUCUUGGCCCACCAGGGAAAUGGUUACUCCCCUUGUGACCCCCCAACCCCUGGUGCACCUUCUGGAGGGGGCACCACCUCACGAACCCGGCGCUCCUCUGGAGGAAACCCGCCCACAGAGCCUGACGGCUCCCCCGUUCUCUACGCUGACCGCCGUCAGUCUCCCUUCCUGAAGCGGGCGGAACUCGGCGGAGCUGGCACCCACCGCCGCUCCUCGGCUGACUCCCAGCCUCCCUCGCCGCGCUAUGCCUAUGAACCCCCACUGUAUGAGGAGCCGCCGUCAGAGUACCAGCCCCCUCCCAUCUACGAGGAGCCUCCCACUGACAUGCAGUUCUCUGACUCCUCUUCCUUCUAUGGCACUGGCAAGUCACCAGCUCGCAAGUCUCCCGCCCCUCUCUAUCACUCCCCCAAACAGGGCCAGUCGCCCUAUGGCCAGCUGGUUCUGACCAGGCAGAAGUGUCCAGAAAAGACCCAAAGUCUGGAGUACAGUCCUGUGGGAAAGGAGUACGUCAAACAGUUGGUGUACGUAGAGCAGUCGUCUUCAAGCCCUCGCUUUAAGACUGCUGACCGCCUGCUGCGUUAUGGCACUACGGGGGGCUACGGUGGCUCGUAUGGGGGGUCUUAUACUCUGCAGCACAGCCAGUCUCUGAUCAGGGACCCCCGCCUACUGCUGGACUAUAGUGGAGAGGGUGGAGAGGGAGGCCAGAGGUUGCUUUAUGAGGACUCAAUAUCGUGGACGUCCAGCCAGACACACUCCCUCUCCUCUGGUGGUCCUGGCGCUUUCUCUCCUGGAGGAAACCGCAAACGCAAGAGUCGCAAACCAUCCCUCCCUCAGGAGCUGGCAUACUGUGGGGGCCCGGAGGGGGAGCUGACAGGCACAGCAUCCGAAGCAAUGCUGGCUCAGGCCAGGCUGGCGUGGGAGGCCCAGCAGGUAAUGAAACAGAGAAGCAGUUGGGACUCAGGCCAGGGAGGUGGGGUGGCCCAGAGUGGCAGCUCCAAAGAUGGCUACGAGAGCGACGGGGCGUUGCCUCUACCGCUACCAGGGCCAGUGGUGAGGGCGUUCAGCGAGGACGAGGCGCUGGCACAGAGCGACAGCCACCACUGGAAACGCAGCACCUUUGAUCGGCUGGGCUUCCCUCAGGCCCUGCUGGAGAAAAGCCUCUCUGUCCAGACCAGCCUGGCCUCUCCUGAGCCUUUCCUCCACCCAUCACAGUCGGAGGACCUCGGAGCCUGUGCCCAGUUCGAGGCCAGUCGGAAUGCCAGGAAUAUGAUGCCGAGCGCCAGCUGUGGCAUUUUCCCAGAAUUCACCCUGAGGAAGCCCUCCUCGGAGACUGACAUCGAGAACUGGGCAUCUAAGCACUUCAACAAACACACACAGGGUCUGUUUAGAAGAAAGGUGUCCAUUGCCAACAUGCUGGCCUGGAGUAGUGAGCCCAUCAAGAAGCCGAUGAUCGUGACCUCGGACCGCACGGUGAAGAAGGAGGCGGUGGACAUCUUUAAGCUCAUUCAGACCUACAUGGGAGACCGUCGCUCCAAGGUGGACCCCCUCUCGGUGGCUCUGGAGGUGGUGGUGCGCGGGUGGAGUCACCAGGGCCUGCGCGACGAGCUCUACAUCCAGCUCUGUCGUCAAACCACGGAGAACUUCCGCUAUGACAGCCUGGAGAGAGGCUGGGAGCUGAUGGCCAUCUGCCUGGCUUUCUUCCCCCCCACACCGCGUUUCCACAACUACCUGGAUGGCUACAUCUACCGACACAUGGACCCGCUCAACGACACCAAGGGAGUGGCCAUCAGCAGCUACGCUAAAUACUGUCACAGGAAACUGACUAAAGCUGCACUGACUGGAGCCAAGAAGGGCCUGCAAAAACCCUGUCCGGAGGAGAUCCACCACGCCAGGAAUGCCAUCUUCAGCCCCUCCAUGUUUGGCUCCUCUCUGGAGGAGGUCAUGGUGCUGCAGAAGGAGCGGUAUCCGGACAGCCAGCUGCCCUGGGUGCAGACUCGCCUGUCUGAGGAGGUUCUGGGUCUCAACGGAGACCAGACAGAAGGAAUCUUCAGGGUACCAGGGGACAUAGAUGAAGUCAAUGCCCUUAAGCUGCAAGUAGAUCAGUGGAAAAUCCCCACAGGACUGGAAGACCCGCACAUCCCAGCGUCCCUGCUGAAGCUCUGGUACCGGGAGCUGGAGGAGCCGCUAAUCCCUCACGAGUUUUAUGACGAGUGUAUCAGUCACUAUGACAACCCAGAGGCAGCCGUGAACGUGGUGCUGGGUCUGCCACACAUCAACAAACUGGUGCUCUGCUACCUCAUCCGCUUCCUACAGGUGUUUGCCCAGUCUGCCAAUGUGACCAUCACCAAGAUGGAUGUGAACAACCUGGCCAUGGUCAUGGCUCCCAACUGUCUGCGCUGCCAGUCUGACGACCCCAGGGUCAUCUUUGAGAAUACCCGAAAGGAGAUGUCCUUCAUCCGCGUGCUCAUCCAGCGGCUGGACACCAGCUUCAUGGAUGGAAUCCUAUAGCCCACUCCCACCCCCCUCAACACACACAUACACACUUCACCCCAGCCUCUACACUCCCUUUAACCCCCUCCAUGACAGGCCUCCACACUCUGCCCCAGCACAGGAACAUCAUACAUACAUUGCUGCUGGGUGAAUACCUCACAUCUCCAACAAGUUUACUUUCCUGGAACUAACUAAACUGAUACGACUCUGUCCACUGUACAAACCAGCUGUUUUUCUUUUUCUAUUGCUCUAGACGUAAACUUUUAACUGACAUUUACAGAAGAGAAACACCAGUAUUGGAGUUACAAGGUUUUCAUUUAGUACUGUGUGUGCCUUCACAUACACUAAUCAACUGUACACAUAGAGUAUGAAGAAAUGAGCAGGGAUCUCAUCCUGUCACUGGAGUCAUGUGUUAGUGUCACCGGUUCAUUUUACAUCCAACAUUAGUUUGAAAUGAACUGGGGAUUUUGUUUGUUUUCCCCUGCUCUCUCUCUCUCUCUCUCUCUCUCUCUCUCUCACUCUCACUCUCACUCUCUCUCACACACACACACACACACACACAACCUUGUACUUCUAUCUAAGUGAGGAUACUCCAUUUCUGAUACAACAUCAGGACAUCUGACGACAGUGACUGCCCUUAACUGGCUAUCGCGUCAAAUAUCUCAACUCGAGCGACUGACGCUAAUCGCUCCAUUCACAUCGCCCAUCGUCAGUGACACGAUAUUCUUGUCUAGUCGCGUCUUUGCAUUGACUUUGUAUGGAAUCUACUCACGUGAAUAAAUGGUGUCCAGUCUGAACAAACCAUUAAGGUAUUGUCCCAGAAAUGGUCCUCACAAAGAGUUAAGUACAAGUUCACACACACACACACACACACAUCUUGCACCAGGAUUCCACCCUCUGCCACAUAAAACACCAUCAGAUACAAUCAUGUGUUGAGGUGUCACACACAUCCACAGGGUUCAGCAGCAGAUUCUCACAACACGUGAAGCCUAAGUGAACCAUCCCGUCACCGUAUCACCACAUCAGAUUGAUCAGGCUGAGAACUGACACUGUGUCCAACAGUGUGUGUUCACUGGCAGCAGAGAAUUUCAAACUGCCACAAGUUGUUGGAGCUAAAAACUCCUCCACUGUGGCCCUGACGCUGUGACCACAGGACAGACAGGGAGUUGAGAGAGAGUGAAAGCAUCGCUUCGUUCUGUUAAAUGAGUGUGAGUCUGGCGGAAGGGGCUAAUACUGUGAAGGCUUUGUUAGCCUCUUAGCCCACAAGUGAGGAGAACAUGGACACCUGAAUCACCCGGGUUUGUGUGUUGACUUAUCCACAGUGUCUGACAGACACAUUAUCAUAGACUGUGUUGGAGUUGUUUGUACUGUACACUGUACACAUGUCUAAGUAUGAAGUGAACACAACUUAUUGAGCAAUGGCUUUUCAGUCACGGUGCUUCCUGGCUCACAAGCCCUACAAGUUACUUAACACAGGCUUUCUGCAGGUAUACAAAAGCACGGGACUCAGUUUCCUCACUUUUAGACUAAUGACUCAAAUUACAUCUAAAAACAACGUUUUCUCUGCUGUGGGCACUAAUGUCAGGUAUAAAAUGUUCCUGUAUUGUUUUCCUUAGGCUGUUACCUAUAAAAACUAAAAGUGGGACUGCACACAGCUAAGAAGCUCAUGUUAUCACAACUGGCAAACGUAAAGGAACUUGAAUAAACUAAUCAUUUUUAAUUAUAUAUUGGGAAAUGAUAAAUAAUUCAUCAUCAGUGAUAGAACUUAAGUACGUUAUUUAAGAGAAAAACAUUACCUUUAUGAGUCCUGCUCCGCGCUUGUUCACACUUGUGUAUACUGUUUAUUGUGUGCAUACUAAUGCCUUUCACAUUCCACCUACAUUGCAUGUAGCAGAGUCCAUAAUAUUAGCACAUGCAUGUAUCAAAUCGAAUGUCCAGUGUUAGCAAGUGCAUUGCUCCCACUUUAUCAUAUUGUAUGUUGUUCAACUACAUUACCACUUUAAAGACUAGCACUGGGGCCAACCGCGUUACAUGCUAUUGCUGUUUUUUCCCAUUCAGCCGGUCGGACAAUGGCAUGCAAUGUCACUAUGCCAACACUCGAAUAGCCACCGCUGACAUUCACACAAGAAACACAAGUAGAGAGGAGUCAUGAAGUCAUCACAGUGAUGUGUGGUUAUGUAGUUAUGUAGCACGCAGCAGGGACAUCAGUAGCACACGCUGCAGGUGGUUUUUGGUGUCCAUGUUCUAAUCACCUAACACAGUGGUGGGCCGUCAUGUGACCUGGACAUACAGCCAGGCCCCACAGUGUUGAGUUCCUCCUCCAGACCUGCGCCUGGGCCGACAGAGAAACAGCCAGUGACUCUGGCCUCGGCUCCAUGAUGACAGGUGACUGGGGCAGCACUGCCAGUGAGGAUGCUCAUACUCCCAGAGGAGGGAUUGUGAAGAUGUGCCAGUUUACCCCCCCACCCGCCCAUCCGCCGGUCAGCCCCAUCCCUCCCACUUCACCCGAACCCUGACAGCAGAGAGUCAGUCCACCGUCAUCACUGAGCGACAGGCCUUUUGGCUCACCAACGCUCCGUGAUUAUGUGUCCCUGUGUGCGUGCUCGUCCGUCCUCGGGUCUCAUUGUUUUGUGCUCGUCUCACAUCCACACUUGUCCGUGUCUAUGAGCAGCAGCUGCUGCAUGUUGAAUUCAAUUGAGAUUUGUGCUGUAUUUAACAGAAUUUCUAUGUUUUUAACCCAUUCUUUUGAUAUGAUUUAAUUUAUUUGUAUUUAUUUGAGAUUUCCUUAAUGCCUUGUCCAUAUAUCUUGUUGUAGGCUCCUCUUUGUGUGUGUGUGAGUGUUUCAACACAAGAGCAUUUGUAUGUGUAUGAAUGUGCGGAUUUGUGAUUGAGUGUGUAGUUUUCUGUAUGGUCGGUCACCUGUAUAUUAAUGUAUGACUGUGUGAAUCUUGCUGUAACAUUUGGAUUCAUUAGGGGUUUUUAUUGCAACAAAACUGAAAGGAUGACUGUGAAUGCCUUACAGACACACACAUACAGAGACAGAUGCACAUACACACAGACCAUCCUGAGAGUCUCUCUCUGUGUGUGUGUGUGUGUGUGUGUGUGUGUGUGUGUGUGUGUGUGUGUGUGUGUGUGUGUGCGUGCGUGCGUGCGUGUGUGUUUGUGUGUGUGUGUGUGUGAUGUGCAGCUCACUCACUCUGACAUACACAAUCCAGAUGGAUAACGUGUAUAUUAACACUGUACAGACUAUGUAAAAAUAAGUAUAUACAGAAACAAAAGAGGUGUGACAGUGGAACUUGCUGUGAAAGUUAAUGUAACAAAGUAGGGGUGUGUUGAAUUUUUCUUUUUGGUUUUUAAGUCUUGUUAAAGUGUAAACUUCCCUCACACUGAUAGAGGUCUGCAGGUCGCAGUUUAACUCUCUCUGAACACUUAUCUGUGGACACAGGUCUCCACCCUUUGCACACUUCUCCAGUGUCCGAGUUUAUCCAUUAUUCCUCCAGAAACAAGUCUGAGACUGAGUCCUUCUUGUGUCAUAGAGAUUAUGGUAAAUGGACUGUAUUUAUAUUGCGCUUUUCUAGUCUUAUCAACCACCCAAAGCGCUUUACAGUACGAGUCAAAUUCACCCAUUCACAAAUACAUUCAUACAGUGCUUCUAUACACAGCGCUUUUUCUAUCACAUCGUACCUACACAGCCGUCAGAGGCAAUUUUAGUGUUAAUUGUCUUUCAUAAGGACACCUUGGCAUGUGGACUGGAGGAGCCAGGGAUCGAACCAUCAGCUUUCGGGUUUCUGGACGAUGCUCUCUAACUCCUGAGCCACAGCCUCCCAAUGUGCUGCAGAAAUUAGCUCUUUGUAUCCAGUAGUUGCAUCAGUGUGUUACUGAACCAUGCUGCUAACAUCCUGAACAUCGACCGACUGCCACCUCCUCGGUGGACCACCACCGUUCUCAUAAUCCACCCAGCUGCUAAAUAAAAACUAAGUCCUUACCGGAGUAGGGAUGAAUGUUUUGGUCAACAACACACAAGAGCUCACACAAGAGUCGACAACAGGACAGUGUGGAAAUACAACAGAUGUAUUCAUGUAAUCCUCUACCAGGGUGAGCUACACAAGGAGACAAAUGUUGGACAGCUGUGAGUAAACCUCAGUGUGAAGAGGGUUCAGGCAGGUGAGAGGUGCUGGAUGUCGAGGUCCAAGUGGACUGGAAACAAACAUGUUCAAACCAUGCAUAACGCUGUGUUCACACCGAACGCAUCACAAAUUUGGUUUGGCCGCAGGAUCCUUUGUGAUUAUUCGCACAAAUAUUUCCCAUUCUUCCACCUCUGAGCAAACAGACAUGGGUAAACAUGAACUGUUGAAUGUAAAAAAGUCAGACAGGAAUGUGGAUGGGAAAGCCACACAAAGCGGUUGUGCUAACUGGGGCUAGAGCUAGUGUCAAACUUCCUUACUUACUUCCUGCCAAGCCCUCCUUCUUCACCCGGUCAUGACACAAAAAGCUUGGGCUGCCCACACACGACGACAACAGUUUUAUCCUCCAUUUCUGAUGCAACUUCAGGACGUCUGACGACGGUGAUGCAGGGAGGAUCUCAAAGCUUAAUGACAACCGCGACAACGCGUCUCACGAAUAUUUUGCUCGAUUUUAAAUAUUUCAACUCGAACGGGUGAAGCGAAUGUUAUGAAUUUCGUGUCUUUCACGUCUACUCGCGUCUUCGUAUUAACUUUGCAUGUAAUCUACUCAGAUGAAUGACUUUCGUCAUGUUCCAAGUGGCAUGAACUUUGAUUAAAGCAUCCUUUAACAA
Molecule: messenger RNA, 8005 nt
Organism: Scophthalmus maximus (turbot)
Lineage: Eukaryota; Metazoa; Chordata; Actinopteri; Pleuronectiformes; Scophthalmidae
Gene: arhgap39
Product: Rho GTPase activating protein 39
Exons: 12
Coding region: 196-3228 (1010 amino acids)
Biological process (GO): signal transduction
Cellular component (GO): cytoplasm; cytoskeleton
Molecular function (GO): GTPase activator activity; protein binding
Source: RefSeq, a predicted model, not a curated record